Menidia menidia (Atlantic silverside) is the source of this 609-nucleotide messenger RNA. The record is from the annotation of a GenBank genome assembly. Lineage: Eukaryota; Metazoa; Chordata; Actinopteri; Atheriniformes; Atherinopsidae.
CUGCAAUUUUCAAGUAAUUUAAUUAGACUUUCUCUCUUUCUCCUCUUAGCUGUGGUCGUUCCUGAUGGGGCAUCAGAGAAGGCAGGUCUGGGUGAUGAGCUUGGGAGUGAAGAGGAUCUUCUGUAUGAAGAAUUCCGGAGUUCUGGACAUCGGUUUGGGCAUCCAGGAGGAGGCGGAGGAGAGCAGCUAGCCAUCAAUGAGGACUUCUCCUCAGCAGAGGACGAGACUCGAGGAGAAGCCGGGGAGGCCACCACCGGGGCCGCGCGGCGGUGGGGGGGGGGGCCGGCGCCAGAGGACAGCAGCGGGGACGCUCCGGGAGGAGGAGGAGCAGGGGGGGAGGCGGUGUGGUGCGGGGGCGCGGCGCUCCGGGAGCGGCGGCUGGGCGGCGGCGGUGGCGGUGGCCCCCGGGGGGGGGGCCAGGACGAGGCCAAGGGGCCGAUGGCUCGCGGGAACGGCUCGGGACGCUGGAGCCGGCAGCGGGCGGGCUUCUUCAACGCCAUGCUGCGCUGCAACCUGCCCCCCGACACGCAGAAGGUGGUGGUCUUCAUCAUCAUGAUGCUGCUCAUCGUCAUCAACGUGGUGCUCAUGUUCCUGCUGGCCUUCCAGUAG